AUGUCGUCUGAAUCUUUGGACAUCUAUGGACUCAAACCUCAUGCUCUCUCAUCCGUGCUCGAUACGUCGUCUGAAUCCUCGAUAUCCCCUGAAAUCGAAACAGUCCCACCUAAACUCUAUGACGUCGAAGUUGUCCAGUUUUGGCGAGGCGAGAAAGAGCCCCUACAGCCCUAUCCCCUCCACUGGGCGAUCUACGUCGAAACAAGUCCUGGCAUAGGGAACACCUAUCAGCUUGUAGGAAACCAAACGAACUACGCCAUCGACAUCAGAAUCAGCCAGCCCCUCGAAAACUCGGAGGACUUACGUGGAAGUCAUUCCGUUGGAAGCGGUUUUUCUGGCAUCAUCGGGGAAACGAAGUUGGCGUGUCUACAAGACAAUAUGUGUUGGCUUCUGGAAGGUUGGCCUGAGAUUGAGAACGCGGUGGAAUUUGUCGGUGACUCGGAAGAUCUGGCAUGCGUCCUAUCCAACCGACGUUCUGCGAGAGUGCACCGAUGCGUCUGGAAGUUGCACGCCAAUACCCGUGCACUGAUUGAUGAGGUAACAGUGUGGCUUUCGAGUCGGACUGAGAGGAAUUGAAAGAAUUUGGGGUCUAGACAUAGUUUCGCAUUCUGCAUUUGUAAUUUUAUAUCAUUCUAUCAUCAGUGAUUGAGAGUCACAUCUCCAAUAUUAAGGGUGUAAGUAGCGAAAUCUUUGAGUCAUCAGUGAUGUUUUCGGUUUGUAUAUAUAGAGCUGAAACCGUACUGCGCAUUCUGCUGUUCAGGCGCCUCACUGGCACUGUACUAGUUGAGGUACAUCCCGUUCGCAUAAACUAUCGCCCACGACUGUCUGGACUCUGGUUCAAGUUCGCGAGAUCGCUUGCAGGUAUUUUGGCUUCCCUGCCACAAUAGUAAGCCAUAGGUUGGGUGAUGUACACAAAAAACGCAAGAAAAGAGACACCAAAGAGAAGUUGUUUGGCUGAGC
Molecule: messenger RNA, 960 nt
Organism: Suillus subaureus
Lineage: Eukaryota; Fungi; Basidiomycota; Agaricomycetes; Boletales; Suillaceae
Exons: 4
Coding region: 1-576 (191 amino acids)
Source: RefSeq, a predicted model, not a curated record